Fonsecaea erecta is the source of this 1506-nucleotide messenger RNA. RefSeq lists its product as hypothetical. The transcript is spliced from 3 exons. NCBI's taxonomy places the organism in Eukaryota, Fungi, Ascomycota, Eurotiomycetes, Chaetothyriales, Herpotrichiellaceae. Gene Ontology annotation, cellular component: membrane. Gene Ontology annotation, biological process: transmembrane transport. The coding region runs from base 1 to 1506 and encodes 501 amino acids. Gene Ontology annotation, molecular function: transmembrane transporter activity. The record is from RefSeq and is a predicted model, not a curated record.
AUGGAAAAAGAGCAGAACCUGAGUCUGGCGAAGACUACAGACCAUCCAAUGCCGAGUAAAGAUCCCAGCGCCGCAGUGGCCAUCUCUCUCGACACCGCCACACAAGGAUCCGAUCCAGCGUCCCGAAGCAAGAAACGAAGUUGGAAAUCAUACGCGUGGGAUAGCCUCGACAAAGAACCAUUCGAGCGCGUGCUCCUCUUCAAGCUCGAUGCGGCGAUCCUAAGCCUCGCGGGAUUUGGCUUCUUCAUCAAAUACCUGGAUCAGCUCAACAUCAGCAAUGCCUUCGUUUCGGGGAUGAAGGAGGAUCUGAAUCUCUAUGGCAACCAGUUAAACUACAUGCAGACGCUGUGGACGGUUGGCUACGUCCUCGGGGCGAUUCCAUCAAACCUCUUACUAACACGCGUUGGUGCAUCAAUCUACAUUCCAUGUCUUCAGAUCGUCUGGUCCGCCUUGACGAUGUGCAUGGCCGCCUGCAACACUAUCAAGCCUAUAUAUGGUCUACGCUUCUUGAUCGGCCUCUCCGAGAGUGGCUUCUAUCCGGGCGUUCAGUACCUCAUCGGGUGUUGGUACCGACGGGAUGAGCUCGCCAAGCGGUCCUGCAUCUUCCACACGUGCGGCGCCCUGGCGGGCAUGUUCAGUGGCUAUCUUAUGGCGGCUGUCUACCAUCUCGAGGGCAGGGGAGGACUCCGAGGGUGGCAAUGGCUGUUCAUCAUCGACGGCUGCAUCGCUAUCCCUGUUGCAAUGGCAGGCUAUAUAUUCUACCCGGACGUCCCAGAUACGUGUCAAGCAUUCUAUCUCAGCGAGGAAGAGAUCCAAUUGGCUCAGCACAGGAUGGUACUCGAAGGCCGUGCAGGCAGGACACCAUACACGUGGUCCAAGAUCAAGGGAGUCUUCACGUCCUGGCACAUCUACGGCGUGGUGGCCCUGCAUACCAUCUUCGUGAACAACAAUGCCAUCCCACAACCUUUCUUCUCACUAUUCCUGAAAGACUCGCAGCACCCCAAGUACACCAUCGCGCAGAUCAACGCGAUCCCCUCCACGAGCGCCGCCGUUCAAGUCGUUACGACGCUGCUGUACGCGUGGAGCUCCGACACGUUUCUGCAGGGCGCCCGGUGGCCGCCGAUCAUCUUCGCCAACACGCUGAACAUCGUGAUCUACAUCAGCCUGGCCGUGUGGGAUAUCCCGAUGGGCUGGAAGUGGACCUGCUUCGUCCUGGUGGGCGCCGGCGGCGGCCUCAGCGGCUUGUGCUAUGCGUGGGCGCACGAGAUCUGUACCUAUGACAACGAGGAGAGGGCGUUCGUGACAGGCUCGAUGAACGAGAUCGCCUACAGCGUGCAGGUCUGGCUGCCUCUGCUGGUUUGGAAGCAGAUCGACAGCCCGAAAUACCACAAGGGGUACAUCACCUGUGCGGUGCUGAGCGCGGCCAUGAUCGUGAACGCCAUGGUGGUUCGACACCUGCACAACAGGGAGCGUCGAGGGAGGAGCGUUCGGCAAGACAGGGUGUGA